This is a messenger RNA of Heterobasidion irregulare TC 32-1, 1689 nucleotides long. RefSeq lists its product as uncharacterized. The record is from RefSeq and is a predicted model, not a curated record. The coding region runs from base 1 to 1689 and encodes 562 amino acids. The transcript has 5 exons. Lineage: Eukaryota; Fungi; Basidiomycota; Agaricomycetes; Russulales; Bondarzewiaceae.
AUGCCUACUGAUAGUCGCUCUCAGCACCCCUAUGUAUUAUCUGCUCCGCCCCGACUCAAUCGUCUUCGCUCUCCUGGCUCAAUCUCUCGCAUCAGAUCUGUAUCUGUUGACCCCCAUGCUGUGACAGCUACUUCGCCCUCUUCUUCUCACAAGAUUAACCCUACUGCAGAGGUCGUGCAACCACCUUCCUCCGCAAUCUACCCCUUAUCUCCGUCUCCCUUACCUUCUACAUCUCAGACAGCUCGUAGAUCAACACGCACACCGAAGCCGAAGGAUAUGGCACUAAGGAUGAAGUACUGGGAGCCCACGCCUACCCAGCCGCCUCCAUGGAAACGAUCCAGAAUAAAUGCGCAUCCCUCCGCCCUUCAACGCAGGCGAACGGCCCCAUUUCCCCGGUCGAGGGAGGGCAAUGACUUCACUCGCCCUCGCGCUCAGCAGAACCCCAAUGCACAAAUGAUUCGCACCGGAGCAUACGGCAGGGCCGGUGCUGUACGAGUGGGCGAAAUAAUAUAUAUCGGGGAAACUGCUCUUAUCAUGCAUGACCCCUGUGGACGCUGUGCUGCAGCUCCUGGCGCCCAUUGUUCUGGACUCGUGGGAGAGCGAUGUGGCCGGUGUCGCAAUAUGAAGCAGAGAUGUUCAAAUCUAGACAUAAAGGGAGCUGGUAAACCUGGCACGUUGCGAGUAGUUAAUCGGGAGAGAGUAGAAAAAGUCGAGCGCUUUUCGAGAGAAGACGAGAAAGUGUUGAUCGACGGGGACGACGACGAAGGACUAAGUUCUGAUCAAGGCGAGGGCAUCUAUACAGAAGAUCAUGUGCAACAGCGCAUCGUGCUUCGGAUGUCUAAACGAAACCGUGGCGAAGUGUUCAUAUCCGCAUCCAAUGCCAAAAUUGGCAAUGCUGGAAGCAGCAAGAGGAAGCGUCAAACUACUAGAGAGAGGAGCAGGAAGCGGAAAAAGAAGAGUCCUGAGGAUGGCUCUUCCAAUAUUUCCGACAACUCACAUGUCGAGCCGAUCCGACCCCUGCACAAAGACACCAAUCCAGUUCCUAUCUCUGCUGCGAGCACAAAAGGCACGUCUGCUCAGCUUCCUAGUACAGAUCCGCAGAAUCCGGAAAGCGAAGAGCCUGCGCCUGGUGACCGUACGAAAGAAGCAACCGCUGCAAAAGCGUCAACACUGGUAAAAGGAAAGUCAAAGCCAGCGGAGAAAGACCUGGCGCGUGGGUCUGAGAAAAUUGUUCAGAACGCCGAACAGCGACUUCCGUCACAAAGUGAAACAAUGCCUGAGGCAGAAUUGCUAGACAGUGACCCAUCGAUGGCCGGUCAGGAUGUAGAUUCACAAAUUGUUGGUGAACAAGGUGGGACGAGGAAGGAAGAUGGCCAAGAUCAGGAAGCGACGAGAGAUGGUCAAAGGCGGAAGAAGAGAAAAGCUCGAGCAACUCGGCGCUCAACUUGGAUUGAUGGAGCAGGAUCGGUGCAGACCUCUGAUUCUCAGGUGUCAAAUUUGGAGGGCGACCGUGAUGAACAAAUUGCACGACUGCGCGACUCAGUGACUGAGAUGCAGGCUGAAUUGGGGAAGCUCCGGAAUAUGCGAGAGACGAUCGAUAGAUUGUAUUCGAUUGCAGAGAACGUGAGUAGAGGGCUGGAGCUCUUAGAAUCUCAGCCUCAAGCUUCCAGAUCAUGGACAGUGGCCUGA